AGAGGCAACUAGCCAAUCGCGGCUCGCCAGCUGGUUUUCGACUGGCUCUGCAGUCAGCAGUGGAAAUCAAAUCUUGCUUUGCUUAGUAUUUCUCAGUUGACGUACACCGGUUCUUGCUGACGUGCUGAUCCAACAGGUGCAGCAUUCAAUUUCACAGGAUGAUUCCUCUAAGGAUAAGUUUUGUGCAGCUUUGUCUGGGUUUUAUUCUUCUUAUUGGAACAAUUUCAGCUCUAAGAUCCGAAGAUUGUGAAGUCUGUAUCAAGGUUGUUCAUAAGUUCAGUGAAUCAUUAUCAGAUGAGACACGCAAGGAUCCUAAGAAAAUAGAAGAUGAAUUCAAAAAGUUCUGUAAAUCAUCCAAGAGUAAGGAGAACAGAUUUUGUUACUAUUUAGGGGGCUUAGACGAGUCAGCUACAGGAAUUCUUGGAGAGCUUUCCAAACCUCUUUCAUGGUCAAUGCCUGCAGAGAAAGUUUGUGAAAAGUUGAAAAAGAAGGAUAACCAAAUUUGUGAUCUGAGAUAUGACAAAACAAUUGAUCUGAAAACAGUAGACCUCAAGAAAUUAAAAGUCCGUGAUCUUAAGAAGAUUCUCAAUGAUUGGGAUGAAACUUGUGAUGGAUGCCUUGAAAAGUCAGAUUUUAUCAAGCGCAUAGAAGAAUUGAAGCCACAAUAUGUACACUCUGAGCUCUAAAAAAAUGUAAUUGAUGUAUGUUGUUUCAAGAACUGACUGAGAUAAUUUUUAAAUUGUUCUAAGAGAUCUGUUUCACUUUAUCAUUUUUAAGUUGGGUGCACUAAUAGACAGAACAAACAGUAUUGUACCAAAAGGCAUUGGUCCAGAGCAGAUUUUUCACUUCCACUGUGUUCACUCUUGUAAAGUGCUCAAUUUGAAAUGCCUCACAAUUUCUGUUAUGAAAAAAAAAAACCAAUUUGUUCAGCUUUAAAUCUUUUGAGUGGUUUGUCCAUCGGUGAUUUUAAUUCUCUUCUGUCUUGUGCAAGUUAGCAUUUUUUGGGUUAUUAUUUCCUGGAUGACUUACUAGCUUCAUUACUGAUAUAAGUUCCUCUUUCAUCGAUUGGCUAUCUAUGUGGUCUGUAAAAUUCAUCUCUAGGUAUGUGGUGCACGGGAGGGGAUUGACAAACUGUAUAUUUAUAAGUCCAUUUAUGGACUUGUGUUGAUAUAAAGUAUUGAUGUGAAACUGUGAAGUGUGGUGUGGAUAGAAUUCUAGGAAAGGUGUUCAAGUAUGGGUGAAUGCCUUUUUGUACAUAUUUUAGUGAUUUGUGAUCCUGUAUAGACCAGAAGCAAUUUUGACAUCGCAUACCUUACAUGAACUCAGUAUUUCCCAGUGAAUUCUACAGACAUACUUAAAAUUAGUACACCUUCAUGCCAAAUAUAAGUAUAAGUGUGUAAAACGAAUCCACAUUCAAUUAUGUCAGAACUUUGUUGUGUAAAGGUGAAACUUUUAAUGAAUGUCAGCUCAAUGACUGAAAAAGAACAAGAAUAAAUAUUUAUUUAAAGAAAA
Thrips palmi is the source of this 1512-nucleotide messenger RNA. It is a transcript of the gene Manf, whose product is annotated as mesencephalic astrocyte-derived neurotrophic factor homolog. The transcript is spliced from 5 exons. The record is from RefSeq and is a predicted model, not a curated record. The coding region runs from base 159 to 686 and encodes 175 amino acids. Gene Ontology annotation, cellular component: endoplasmic reticulum. Lineage: Eukaryota; Metazoa; Arthropoda; Insecta; Thysanoptera; Thripidae. Gene Ontology annotation, biological process: dopaminergic neuron differentiation; neuron projection development.